GCCCAGCCAAACCGUCUCCUCCCUCCUCGAAGACACCUUCAAAUUUGCAGUUGAAGCUUCCGUUUUUCUACUGCGUUCAUCAUCUACAGGCACCUGCUAUCUCUCUCUCUCUCUCUCUCUCUCUCUCUCUAGUCUUCAGGCAUUCGGCGGAGGAAGACCGAGUGCCGCGCCGGAUCUGGUGUUUUCCGGCGACAUUUUCGGGCCGCCACUUCAUGGAAGCUCACGGCGCCGGUCUCCGCCGUGUGUUGGUCCUGGCAUUAUGCGUUGCUGGAAUCUGGUCCGCCUAUAUUUAUCAAGGAGUUCUGCAAGAGACUCUGUCCACCAAACGUUUUGGUCCAGAUGGGAAGAGAUUUGAGCACCUUUCCUUUCUGAACUUGGCUCAAAAUGUGGUCUGUUUAAUCUGGUCAUAUAUAAUGAUAAAAAUUUGGUCUAGAAGUGGUUCUGGAGGGGCUCCAUUGUGGGCUUUUUGGAGCCCUGGAAUUACAAACACUAUUGGUCCUGCUAUGGGAAUUGAAGCGCUGAAGUACAUCAGUUACCCUGCCCAGGUCCUGGCAAAAUCAUCAAAGAUGAUUCCAGUGAUGCUGAUGGGUACUCUAGUUUAUGGUAUACGAUAUGCUUUACCUGAGUACAUAUGCUCUUUCCUCGUGGCCGGUGGAGUUUCUACCUUUGCUUUAUUAAAGACCAGCUCGAAAACUAUCAGCAAGUUGGCACAUCCCAAUGCCCCUCUAGGAUAUCUUCUGUGUUUCCUCAAUCUUAUGUUUGAUGGAUUUACAAAUGCGACUCAGGAUUCGAUUACGGCAAGGUACCCAAAGACUAGUGCUUGGGACAUAAUGUUAGGAAUGAACCUUUGGGGUACCAUGUACAACCUAAUCUACAUGUUUGGCUGGCCACAAGGUAUUGGAUAUGAGGCCGUCCAGUUCUGCAAGCAGCAUCCUGAGGCCGCGUGGGACAUUUUCAUCUAUUGCCUCUGCGGUGCAGUGGGUCAGAAUUUUAUUUUCCUAACCAUUAGCCGAUUUGGCUCCCUCGCUAACACCACCAUCACCACUACCCGCAAGUUCGUGAGCAUAGUGGUGUCCUCGUUAUUAAGCGGCAACCCCUUGUCAACCAAACAAUGGGGUUGUGUUGUCAUGGUCUUCUCUGGAUUGUCAUACCAGAUCUUCCUCAAAUGGAGGAAAUUGCAGAGGAUGCAGAAGAAGAGGAAGGCCUUGUGAAUAAGGAUCUGUGACGACUCCUGGCCUUCAUAAUUAGCUCUUCCUGCGCCUCCCUAUUUACGACUUACUUUUUUGCUUGUAUAAUUGUGACCUGAAGUCCGACCAGAAAAAAAAAAAAAAAAUUGAGACCUGAAGGUCCGGUAGCUUCGAAUUUAGGCAAAAGGUAGCAUAUUGCUCAAUGUAAUAUUCAGUAGAUACUUUUACAAGGAGGAGAGAGUUUUGUCUUCAGAAUUGGCUUUUCUUUUGCUCCUUGCUCACUAAGACUUGUUCGCUUAUUGGAA
This is a messenger RNA of Rhodamnia argentea, 1492 nucleotides long. RefSeq names its product UDP-galactose/UDP-glucose transporter 3. The coding region runs from base 213 to 1211 and encodes 332 amino acids. The transcript has 7 exons. Gene Ontology annotation, molecular function: UDP-galactose transmembrane transporter activity; UDP-glucose transmembrane transporter activity. Lineage: Eukaryota; Viridiplantae; Streptophyta; Magnoliopsida; Myrtales; Myrtaceae. The record is from RefSeq and is a predicted model, not a curated record. Gene Ontology annotation, cellular component: Golgi membrane; endoplasmic reticulum membrane. Gene Ontology annotation, biological process: UDP-galactose transmembrane transport.